GGGGCACAGUUCCCGGCUGGAUGGCAGCAGCUCAUCCCUGCAGGAGCAGAGCCACUGCCCGAGUCCUGCCGUCCCCUCUGCAGGGCGUCGGCUCCGGCGAGCCCUCAGCUGCUACUUUCUCUCCCGCAGGAGCGUCGCCGAACCGGGAGCACUGCAGGGCAGCCGCCUCCUGCCUGGAGCGUCCCAUGGAGCAGGGCGGAGCGGCGGAUGCUGCCGACACUGGGGGGACAGUGCCAGCUGCCACCGUGGCACAUGACGGAAGGACAGAUGAGCCUGGGCAGGAGAAGGCUGUAGGAGAGGCUGGAGGAGGGAAGACAGAGCCGGAGCAGGAGACAGCUCUGGCUGCUCCAGAGCCCCAGGAUGGACGGGAAGCAGUCCGGGGAGAGGAGGCUUCGGCUGUGCAGCGUGAUGGAGGACAGGCAGUAUCUGAUGAAGGGCAGGCAGCAUCCAUCGGGGAGAAGGUGCCAGCUGCCACUGGGGCCCAGGGUGUAGGGAAGGAUGAGAAAGAUAAGCCUGGGAAGAAGAAAGCUCUGGCUGCAGAAGAGCUCAAAGGAGGAAAGACUUCAGCUGCUGCAAAGGCUAAGGAUGGAGGGAAGGAUGAGCCCAGGGAGGAGAAGGCUCCAGCUGUGGGAGAACAUGAGAAAGGGAAGGAGGAGCCCAUGGAGGGGAAGGGCCUGGCUGUAACUGAGGCGCAGGAUGAAGGAAAGGACAAGCCCAAGAAUGAGCAAGCCCCUGGUGGGUCAGGGGCUGAGAGUGGUGGAAAGGCAGAGCCCACCAAGGAGAAGGCUCUGGCUGCAGCAAACUCUGAAGGAGGGAAGGCAAAACCUAUUGAGGAGACAGCCUUGGCUGAAGCUCAGGCUCAGGAUGGAGGCAAAGGAGAGCCGGCAAAGGAGAAAGGCACAGUGGUUGCAAAACAGGAGGUCCCAGCCACUGCUAAAGCUCUGGAUGAAAGGAAGCAAGAUGCAAAGGCAGAACAAGCCCCAGCUGAUACCAAGCCUGCAAAGGAGAAAACCACGGCUGCUGCAAAGGAGAAGGCCCCAGGUGCUGCAAAGGCUCAGAGUGGGGAGAAUAAAGUAGUAAAGGCAGAAAAAACCCUAGCAGUUAAAAAGGCUCCAGAUGGAGGCAAAAAGGAGCCCACGAAGGAGAAGUCUCCAGCUCCAGUGAAGGAGAAAGCUCCAGUUUCAGUGAAGGAGAAAGCCAUAAUUCCUGCAAAGGAGAAAGCUCCAGAUGCUGCCAAGGCUCAGGAUGGAGAGAAGGCAGCAGCAAAGGCAGAGAAAACACCAGCUGCAAAAAUGGCUCAAGGUGGAGGCAAAAAAGAGCCUGCAAAGGAGAAGUCCCUAGCAGCUGCAAAGGUACAGGAUGGAGGGAAGAAAACUGCAAAGGUGGAAAAAUCCACAGUUGCAUCAAAGGCUGGAGCUGGAGGGAAAGAUCCUACAAAGGAGAAGGUCUCAGUGGCUGCAAAGGCUCGGGAUGGAGGGGAAAAAGCUGCGGAGGUGGAGCCUCCCACAGCUGGAGCAGAGGCUGGGGAUGGGGCUGCAGAGCCCAUGGAGGCAGCAGCCAUGGCUGCUGUGAAGGGUCAGGGUGAAGGGGAGAGAGAGUCCAAGGAGACAGAGGGACAGCCACCAACGAUCCCCGAGCCCCCACGCCCAGUCCUGCUGCAGAGCCUGAGCUGCCCGGCUGCCUGCCACAGGGAGGAGCAGCCCUGGGCAGAGGUGGCAGCAAUGGAGACAAUAGCAGAGGAGAUCACGAUGGUGGAGCCAAAAGAGGGUCCAACAGAGCCUGGCUCUGGCCCACCAGCCCUGGGGGACCUGCAGCCUCUGGAGCCACCUGGCACCCCACAGGAGAGGACAUUGCCCAGUGCCACAGGGCAGCCCCCAGAUCCUGCUGGGGUUGCGGAGCAGCCUGGACCUGGGGUGCAACCAUCUUUGAUGGAGGCAAAGCCACCCCCCAGCCCCUACCUCACCCCCGAUUUUGGGAAGGAAGACUCUUUUGGGAUAUUGGACGAUGUCCCUCCGCCACCAGCGCCCUUCGCACAUCGCACCGUCACCCUGCGCUCCGCCAGUGUCAGCGCCCAGUUCAGCCUCAGCUCCAAAGACAUCCUGGGGGGGGGCAAGUUUGGUGAAGUUCACACGUGCACGGAGAAGGAGACGGGGCUCAAGCUGGCAGCCAAAGUGAUCCGGAAGCAGGGAGCAAAGGACAAGGAGAUGGUGCUGCUGGAGAUCGACGUGAUGAACCAGCUGAACCACCACAACCUCAUCCAGCUCUACGACGCCAUUGAAACGCCCCGGGAGAUCAUUCUCUUCAUGGAAUUUGUGGAGGGUGGCGAGCUCUUUGAGCGGAUCAUCGACGAUGACUACCACCUGACGGAGGUGGACUGCAUGGUGUUCGUCCGGCAGAUCUGCGAGGGCAUCCGCUUCAUGCACCACAUGCGCGUCCUCCACCUCGACCUCAAGCCUGAGAACAUCCUCUGCGUCGCUGCCACUGGGCACAUGGUGAAGAUCAUCGACUUUGGGCUGGCUCGAAGGUACAAUCCCAACGAGAAGCUGAAAGUGAACUUUGGAACUCCUGAAUUCCUCUCCCCUGAGGUGGUCAACUACGAGCAAGUCUCCUACUCCACGGACAUGUGGAGCAUGGGCGUCAUCACCUACAUGCUGCUCAGCGGCCUCUCCCCCUUCUUGGGUGAUGAUGACACCGAGACACUCAACAACGUCCUGGCUGCCAACUGGUACUUCGACGAGGAGACCUUUGAGAGCAUCUCCGAUGAGGCCAAGGACUUUGUCUCAAACCUCAUCAUCAAGGAUAAGAGUGCUCGGAUGAGUGCUAACCAGUGCCUGCAGCAUCCCUGGCUCAAUAAUCUGGCAGAAAAGGCCAAACGUUGCAACCGGCGGCUCAAGUCCCAAGUGCUGCUCAAGAAAUACGUCAUGAGACGGCGCUGGAAGAAAAAUUUCAUCGGGGUGUGUGCUGCCAACCGCUUCAGGAAGAUCACCAGCUCGGGGUCCCUGACAGCGCUGGGCAUCUGAGCUGGGCUCCCAGGGGAGCCGAGGCCAGAAAGGAACUACUUGAGAGGGACCCCCACCAGUCUGGAGCAGCUCUGCCGAGCUGGUCCCGCGCCGGGCGGCAUCACUGCGCUCAGGACCACAUCACCGCUGGGGAUGCUCGCAGUGUUCUUGGGGCUCUUGAGGCUCCAACCCUCCUCACUCCCACGGAGCCGACGCUCCCGUCGGGAUUUCCUCAGACUGUGAGGCUGCUCCGGAGUGGAGGUUUCUGAUCUCAUCUCUGGCCCUGGCCCGGCUGCGUCAUGCCCGACCUGCAGCGUCUCUGCUCUGCUCACGCUUCCUUCCCGUGCCCUCGGGGAGGAGGAAGGCCAUUCCGGUGUGAUCCCGCUGCCUCGGCCACCUGGUGCUUGCUGCUUUUGGAUUCGAAAUGUGCCCUCUCUGCCUGUAAAUGCCGCAGCCCUGCCCUGCCUUCGCUGCCGCUGGCCCCUGCACUGCCCAACCUCCCUUCCCAGCUCUGUGGCUCGGCGAUGAUGCUGGACCCCCACCCUGCUACCUUGGCACCGGAGCCGGGGCUGAAGCACCUCCUCCUGGCCAGCUGGGCAUGUGGGAGCGGAGCUGGCCCCGAGCUGCUGUUCGCACAGGAAGGGAGGAAGCAGCAAGCACGCUUCCAGCGGCGUCCCCAGCUGGGAGCCAACGAGGAAAGAAGGAGGCUUUGUGUUCCUCCUGCCCUCCCUGCCCUUCGGUUCUGCCAGCGGGGGAAAAACACAACCUCUGCUUCACCCGUCCCCGGCAGAGCGCGAUGAGCGAGGCGGGCUAAUGCAGAGCAGCUGGCCCGCGCUCCCCGCUCCGGCCGGCACCGCUCACCCGACCACCAACACACCGGAACUGCUCCGCCGCUCCGGCCGCGGCCGCCAGCUCCCCGCCCUGUGCGGGGGCUCCGCGGGACCUGCUGGGACUGGGGAGGGGGUGCUGCUCCUGCUCUCGCGCCUUGUCCCGUCCCCGGCCUCUCUGCCUGCAUCCCUUGGGCCUCCCCGGUGCUGCCGGAGGAUGGGCAUCCCCUGGGAUUUGUAGCAUCCAGCCUUGCCCACUGCAGGAGGGGAUGGGGGGUUGGCAAGAGGUCCUCCAGCUUUGGCUUUUGCCAUGGCUGAGCCCCGCCAAGCCAAGGCUGUGUGUUUGCUCUGGAGCUGUCUGUGCCCUCUGUGCCUGCUGGAAAAACACUGAGGAGAGACACAGGGAGACAUUGCCCCUCACCCCUGCUGGCUGCAGCAGGGGAAGGGGCUUUAGGCUUGUCCCCACCAGACAGCAGCCACGGCUGGUGGGACCCUGCCCCAUAAUGGAGCCUUCCACAGCGCUCGCCUUCUUGUAAAUAAAUGUACAGGUCUGCCACA
This is a messenger RNA of Corvus hawaiiensis (hawaiian crow), 4384 nucleotides long. RefSeq names its product myosin light chain kinase 2 (gene MYLK2). The record is from RefSeq and is a predicted model, not a curated record. The transcript has 11 exons. The coding region runs from base 21 to 3020 and encodes 999 amino acids. NCBI's taxonomy places the organism in Eukaryota, Metazoa, Chordata, Aves, Passeriformes, Corvidae. Gene Ontology annotation, cellular component: cytoplasm; nucleus. Gene Ontology annotation, biological process: positive regulation of apoptotic process; protein phosphorylation; intracellular signal transduction. Gene Ontology annotation, molecular function: myosin light chain kinase activity; ATP binding.